Molecule: messenger RNA, 405 nt
Organism: Suillus discolor
Lineage: Eukaryota; Fungi; Basidiomycota; Agaricomycetes; Boletales; Suillaceae
Exons: 1
Biological process (GO): C-terminal protein methylation
Cellular component (GO): membrane
Molecular function (GO): protein C-terminal S-isoprenylcysteine carboxyl O-methyltransferase activity
Source: RefSeq, a predicted model, not a curated record
ACUUCCCCUCUCCUUUUUGGCACUGCGCUCACUGUCAUUGGGGGAUUCCUCCGCUGGUGGUGUUUUCACAUCCUUGAUUAUUUUUUCACAUUCAAGCUCAGUGUCCGCAAAGGACACCAGCUUGUCACAAAUGGACCAUACGGGGUCGUCUGUCAUCCAUUUUACGUGAGAGCUGCUCUGCUGUCAAUUGGCCAGCUCAUAUUGCACGGAUCGCUGUCUUCGUUGGUUAGACGCUCAAGGGUUUUAAACAUACCUGCGUUGAAAGCGAUUGCAGUGGUAGUGCUGAUGGGGAGAAUGAUUGUCAUAGCAAGCCUCAUCCUUAGGAUCAGGCACGAAAUGAAAUGGCAAGGUCAAUUUCCAGAGCGGAGUGGGAGAACUGUGCUAAGGUAGUUAAGCCGCGCCGCC